ACACUGGGAAGAUGGCAGAAGGUGCAGUGGACUUGACUGAACUGGUAAAGUCCUUCAAGAAGUUUGCAGUCCAUGGAGAUACCAAGGCCAGCGGUCAGGAGAUGACCGGGAAGAACUUUGUCAAGCUGUGCAAGGACUGCCGUGUCAUCGACGGAAAAAACAUCACCAGCACCGACGUGGACAUAGUCUUCACCAAAGUCAAGUCCAAGUCAGCCAGAGUGAUGAACUUUGAACAGUUCAAGCAGGCUCUGAAGGAGCUCGCUCUCAAGAGAUUCAAAGGGAAGGGUGAGGAGGAGGCACUGCAGGAAACCUAUCGUCUGGUAGCGGGCAAGGAGCCAGCUAACAUCGGGGUGACCAAAACAGCAAAGGCAGGCGCAGUGGACAGACUGACCGACACGACCAAGUUCACCGGCGCUCACAAGGAACGUUUCGACGACACGGGGAAGGGGCGUGGCCGGGCGGGGAGAGAGGAACUCCCGGACACCAGCGGUUACGUGGGGGCAUACAAGGGAGCGGGGACCUAUGAGGGGAAAGUCAAGGAUAACCAGUGAGAAAGACAGCGCCCCCUGCUGCCGGCCUCCGCAACUGCUACGGAAAACACCAAAAUAGUAGACGCUGUAUAACGUUAGUGUUUACUUCUUUAUUAGUUAGUUGUUUAAAGUUAGAAAUCCAUUUCUUCCAACAAUAUUUCUCUUGCACUUUGCACAGCAUCUUGAUUUCGUUUGUGACUUCUGAUAUGCUGUAUAAAUACACUGCAACUACUAA
Messenger RNA from Acipenser ruthenus (sterlet), 765 nucleotides. Its product is annotated as tubulin polymerization-promoting protein family member 3-like. The record is from RefSeq and is a predicted model, not a curated record. Gene Ontology annotation, cellular component: microtubule. Gene Ontology annotation, biological process: positive regulation of protein polymerization; microtubule bundle formation; microtubule polymerization. NCBI's taxonomy places the organism in Eukaryota, Metazoa, Chordata, Actinopteri, Acipenseriformes, Acipenseridae. The coding region runs from base 12 to 551 and encodes 179 amino acids. The transcript has 3 exons. Gene Ontology annotation, molecular function: tubulin binding.